AUGCCAGACCUCACCUUGCAAGAGAUUGAGGAGAAGGUGAUGGCGGCGAAGCCCUGGAAAGCGCCUGGUGAGGAUGGCCUUCCUGCGAUCGUGUGGAAGAAGCUCUGGCACGUGGUCAAGCACCGGGAGCGGAUCUACAAGGCCUGGAGAACGGGCAGAGUGCUCAGUCUCAUCAGCUUUGACGUCAAAGGCGCAUACAACGGAGUGUGCAAAGAGCGAAUGCUCGAAAGGAUGAAAGCCCGAGGCAUCCCGAACCUGGUGCAAAGACGGAUCAGUAACAAUGGCGGCUCCAUCGCCUUCAUGGACGAUUACUCUGCCUGGGUCACGGGGCCAACGGCAGAGUCAAACAUAGAUGAGAAGACAUCCGUCAUCCACUUCACACGCAUCGCGGAGCGCGACAGCGACCUGCCUCUCAUCAUCAAAGGAAACGAUGUCAAGCCGAAGAGCAACGUGAAGCUGUUGGGAGUCAUCAUGGACAAGGCGCUUCGCUUCAAAGAGCACAUCGCCAGAGCAGCCGCCAAGGCGACGGUGGCGCCAGCCAUGGACUAUGCCUCAAACGUGUGGUCGCACGCGUGCGGGGUGAAAGAAGCGGCGUGGAUUGGCAGGGCCCAGCGAAUCGGAGCCCAGGCUGUCACGGGAGGCUUUCGCACAGUGGCAACGGCAGUGGCCGAGGGCGAGGCCGGCGUGCAAUCGUUCCGAGAACGGCAUGCUCAAGCGGCAGCGAAAUUCUGGAUAAGGAUGCGGACGCUCCCGAAGACGCAUCCUCUGACAUCGUUGAGGCUCAAGCUGAACAGGAGGUAUGCGUCGCCAAUGCAGAAGCUCGCCUCGGCGAUGGGAAGACUAGAUACCAAACGCCUGGAAGUCAUCCAUGAGUUCGCACUGGCGCCGUGGGACGAACGAGUGCAGGCAACGUACGAGGCAGACCGAGCGGAGGUGCUGAAGUCGGAUGACCCGGAGGACAUCACUAUCGCGACGUCCAGCUCGCAAAGGAAAGGCAAGGUCGGGUUGGGAGGCGUCGUUCGGGAUGCUUCCCGCGACAGCGCAGACGAGGUGCUGGCCAGCUACUCCGUCACCCUUGGCUCCAGUGAUGAGCAGAAUGUCUACACAGCAGGACUCGAGGCUAUCGCCAUGGCCCUGAGCAACCGCUCUGUCCUGCAAGUCAUCGGGCGACCGCGGCAGCAGUCUGGCGAAAAGAGCGACGCGAGAUGA
This is a messenger RNA of Hirsutella rhossiliensis, 1209 nucleotides long. RefSeq names its product reverse transcriptase. NCBI's taxonomy places the organism in Eukaryota, Fungi, Ascomycota, Sordariomycetes, Hypocreales, Ophiocordycipitaceae. The transcript is spliced from 7 exons. The coding region runs from base 1 to 1209 and encodes 402 amino acids. The record is from RefSeq and is a predicted model, not a curated record.